AUGAGCCCGGCUAACCAUUCUCAGGUGGCAGCGUUUGUGCUGCUGGGGCUCUCGCGGGAAUGGGGGCUCCGGCUCCCCCUCUUCCUCGUCUUCUCAGCCGUGUAUCUCCUCACGGUGGCUGGCAACCUCCUGAUCGUGGCGGUGGUGACCUCGGAGCCGCGUCUGCACACCACCAUGUACUUCCUCUUGGGCAAUCUUUCCUUCCUGGACUUCUGCUACUCCACCGUCACCGCCCCUCGGAUGCUGGCGGACCUGCUGUCGGGCAACCCCACCAUCUCCCUGGGAGCCUGCCUGACGCAGCUCUUCUUCUUCCACUUCAUCGGCGGCAUCAAGAUCUUCCUGCUCACGGUCAUGGCCUAUGACCGCUACGUGGCCAUCUCCCGGCCGCUGCGCUACGCCCUCAUUAUGAACCAGACCGCCUGCGGGCUGCUGCUGGCGGCCUCCUGGGUGGGCGGCUUCAUCCACUCCAUCGUCCAGGUGGGGCUGACCGUCCGCCUGCCCUUCUGCGGGCCCGACCAGCUGGACAACUUUUACUGCGACGUGCCGCAGCUGAUCAAGCUGGCCUGCGCGGACACGUUCGUCCUCGAGCUUCUGAUGGUGUCCAACAAUGGCCUGGUGACGCUGCUCUGCUUCCUGGUGCUGCUGGGCUCCUACACGGCGCUGCUGCUGCUGCUGCGCGGCCAGGCCGGGGAGGCCCGCGGCAAGGCCCUGGCCACCUGCGCCUCGCACGUCGCCGUGGUCACGCUCAUCUUCGUGCCCUGCGUCUACAUCUACGCCAGGCCUUUCCGGACCUUCCCCAUGGACAAGGGGGUCUCUGUGCUCUACACGGUGGUCACCCCCAUGCUCAACCCCGCCAUUUACACGCUGAGGAACAAAGAUGUCAUCCGGGCCAUGAAGAAGCUGUGGAGGAGGCGGAAGGGGCUUCGCAGCCACUCGGAACCGUGA
Molecule: messenger RNA, 945 nt
Organism: Perognathus longimembris pacificus (Pacific pocket mouse)
Lineage: Eukaryota; Metazoa; Chordata; Mammalia; Rodentia; Heteromyidae
Product: olfactory receptor 4D5
Exons: 1
Coding region: 1-945 (314 amino acids)
Biological process (GO): G protein-coupled receptor signaling pathway
Cellular component (GO): membrane
Molecular function (GO): G protein-coupled receptor activity; olfactory receptor activity
Source: RefSeq, a predicted model, not a curated record